Molecule: messenger RNA, 2044 nt
Organism: Herpailurus yagouaroundi (jaguarundi)
Lineage: Eukaryota; Metazoa; Chordata; Mammalia; Carnivora; Felidae
Gene: STX17
Product: syntaxin 17
Exons: 8
Coding region: 125-1033 (302 amino acids)
Biological process (GO): exocytosis; vesicle fusion; intracellular protein transport
Cellular component (GO): endomembrane system; plasma membrane; autophagosome membrane
Molecular function (GO): SNAP receptor activity; SNARE binding
Source: RefSeq, a predicted model, not a curated record
GCCCCGUCGCGCCCGCGCCUGCGCCGUGCACACCAACCGGCCUCGAGCGCCCCGGCGGGAGGUUUUUCCAUGUGAGUGGGGAAGACAGUUGCUGCAAGUAGAAGUGACAUAACAUUUUUCUAGAAUGUCUGAAGAUGAAGAAAAAGUGAAAUUACGCCGUCUUGAACCAGCUAUCCAGAAAUUCAUUAAGAUAGUAAUCCCAACAGACCUGGAGAGGCUAAGAAAACACCAGAUAAAUAUUGAAAAGUAUCAAAGGUGCCGAAUCUGGGAUAAGUUGCAUGAAGAGCAUAUCAACGCAGGCCGUACAGUUCAGCAACUCCGUUCCAAUAUCCGAGAAAUGGAGAAACUUUGUUUGAAAGUCCGAAAGGAUGACCUAGUACUUCUAAAGAGAAUGAUAGACCCUGUUAAAGAAGAAGCAUCAACAGCAACAGCAGAAUUUCUUCAACUCCAUCUGGAAUCUGUAGAAGAACUUAAGAAACAAUUUAAUGAUGAAGAAACUUUAUUACAACCUUCUUUGACCAGAUCCAUGACUGUUGGUGGAACAUUUCAUACUGCUGAGGCUGAAGAUGAUCCUCAGAAUAUGACUCAGGUAUAUGCGUUGCCUGAAAUUCCUCGAGAUCAAAAUGCUGCAGAAUCAUGGGAAAGCUUAGAAGCGGACUUAAUUGAACUUAGCCAACUGGUCACUGAUUUCUCUCUCCUAGUGAAUUCUCAGCAGGAGAAGAUUGACAGCAUUGAAGACCAUGUCAACAGAGCUGCUGUGAAUGUUGAAGAGGGAACCAAAAACUUGGGGAAGGCUGCAAAAUACAAGCUGGCAGCUCUGCCUGUGGCAGGUGCACUGAUCGGAGGAGUGGUGGGGGGUCCGAUUGGCCUCCUUGCAGGCUUCAAAGUGGCAGGAAUUGCAGCUGCACUUGGUGGUGGGGUGUUGGGCUUCACAGGUGGAAAACUGAUACAAAGAAAGAAACAGAAAAUGAUGGAGAAGCUCACUUCCAGCUGUCCAGAUCUCCCCAGCCAAACUGACAAAAAAUGCAGUUAAAACCCAACUUCAGUCUUAUUGGCGCCAACAUGUCUAUCCUAAUGAGGACCUUUGCUGCUGUUGGACACUCAGUCAGUUUUGGAACAUGAUUAUAUCAAGAUAGUGGCUGUAGAUGUUCAAGUGGGAUUGAACUGUGAUAAGUGGAUAUAUUUUGUUGUUUGCUGGAGUGUUAAUGGAGAUGUUAGAGAUUGAGGAGCCUGGGAUGAGGGUGUGUAGUGUUGUCGGGUAAAGUUUAAAGACUGCCAAGGAGCAGGUUUUCUGCCUGGAAAUGUGAAAAUUGAGCUUACAACUCUGAUAAGACUUGAGAUGUAUGGACAUGAUGGGUUAUGGAAGACUAGUUUAUUCUAUAACCCUGACUUGGAGACCCUAGGGUUAAGUAUCUUAUAAAUAUGUUUGUUUAUCUCCCAAACAUAGGAGAUUAUUUGGCCCAUUAACAAAGAAAAGAAUGGGGAGUUUAGGAGCCUUUCUUAUCAAAUAAGGAAGUCGGGAUCUCACGAGGGGGAACAGGUGAGCUACAUGGUGGAGUCCAUUUGGUGAACCUUAUUGCAGUUUGGUCACCUGUAUUUUCUGGUGACGGACACUAAUAGUGUCAGAAAAUGGAAAGAGAGGUGCAACUUCUCUUUCAGGUAACUUAAUUUGUGACACUGGCUUCUUUUCUGAACUCUUCUUUCUGUCUCUCUUUAAAUAAAGAACACAGAAUCUCAAGUGGUAGGAGACUAUUAAGCCAGUCACUGAGCUUGCUCUGUCAGUCUGUCUCUUAACCCCUCAAAGAUCCAGUGGCCUCUGCCUUCCCUCCCUUGUAAUUUUGAACAGUCCUUUGACUUGUGGGGUGAAUUCUACCCAUGUGUAAUGAGGACUUUUCUCAUAAUCUGCUUUCUUUACUGUCUCCCAUCUCUGUUUCCUUCCAAUCAUCCUUACUUGUAACCUCUAGGUGAAAGAGAGAAAAAAAGGGAAGAGAAAUCUCCAAAUAUUUCCAACAUUGUUAGAGUUUGAGGUAAAAAAAAUAAAUAA